GCCUUUUAGGUACCCUUAUUCACAAAGAGCAACCCAAUAGAAUGUGUAAUUAUCAGAGUACCAAUGAGUCUCACCCAGAAGAUCCAUCUAAUGAGUCCCCGAAGUCGAUAAUUCCUGAGCAUACUCUCACCCCUCCGUAUCUUCCAAACCAUCUAAAAGGAGAGGUUCGAGCUCAGUCUCCUCAGUGUCGUCCUAAGCAAGAAGAACGAGCCCCAAAUUAUCUUAGUGUCUUGAGCCAUAUGAAAGAUGUGGAUACAUCAUUAUUCUUAGGAGGCGCAAACCCCUUGGAGGCUGAUGAAUGGAUCAAGCAGUUGAAAAGGAACUUCAACUUGACUAGGAUGCAGUAUCUUCCACCGGAGGCUAGGGAUGGCAUUGAGCUGCAGUUUAUUAAGCUAGAACAAGGAAGUAGGUCUGUUAGGGAGUAUGAGUCGGAGUUUCGUAGGCUUUUAUGUUUUCUUCAAGAAGAUUAUGACAAGGAGCAAGCUGAUAUUCGUAGGUUUACUAGGGGGUUGAGACCAGACAUCCAGACAUGUCUAGCUGUUAGAGAGUUUCAUCGGCUAGUAGAUCUUGUCGAAAAAGCUGUUCUAGUAGAUGAAUGCAUUCAAGAAGAGAAGACAACAAGGGCUGCAACCUUCACGUUUGGAAGCAAGGCAGCACAUCCAUCAUGCACUCAUCAUGAAGGCACCUCUAGAAAGAAUAAAGGUGGAUUUGGAAAGAAGAAAAGCCGCGAGUCCGCUAAAGUUUGCUACAACUGUGGUGAUCUAGGUCAUAUUGCCCGAAACUGUAAGAAUGAUGGUGAUAUUGUAGGUAGAAUUGUCCCGGACGUAACUUGUUUCCGGUGUGGCGGAAAAGGACAUUACGCCACAUCUUGCCCCGAGCCCCAUAGGUUACCUCCACCCUCAGAUAGACCAGUGUCAAUGCCUCCCCCAAAGCGUCAAGCCCUCAAUGCUAUGGAUGCUCCCGUUUCUUCUUCCGGUAACAAGGACCCGAUCACGGGUUAGAAAGUCUGAUCUAGUGUAAAUUGAAGCCUAAUCUUUCUGUUUGUACGAUAUUAUCGGCACUAUAAGAACCUGAUGCUACCCGCUGUGUGACUCUUUCAAUGUCCGUCACUACCUUGUUUAUUACCUGAACACCAAUGUUUAAACUUCCUCCCAAUCAAUAAAGUGCCUAUCUAUAU
Molecule: messenger RNA, 1177 nt
Organism: Arabidopsis arenosa
Lineage: Eukaryota; Viridiplantae; Streptophyta; Magnoliopsida; Brassicales; Brassicaceae
Source: the annotation of a GenBank genome assembly